Monosiga brevicollis MX1 is the source of this 1905-nucleotide messenger RNA. RefSeq lists its product as uncharacterized. The transcript has 8 exons. Bases 1 to 1905 code for a protein of 634 amino acids. Gene Ontology annotation, cellular component: membrane. The record is from RefSeq and is a predicted model, not a curated record. NCBI's taxonomy places the organism in Eukaryota, Choanoflagellata, Craspedida, Salpingoecidae.
AUGUGUGUCACCCAUCAGCUGUGCAGGCUCACGGCAUGUGCUUCUCGAUCCGAAUCAGGCUCUUUUCAGCAGGCUUCCCUGGUCAACUUUGGCUCGCUAGGCCUAUUUCAGUCCGUCCUCCAGCCCGUAGAUGGCAAUAGCUACUUUAGGGGCUUUGAGCGUGGCCUGGACGACGACGAAGAGCUCCAAGAGCUGAGUCAGAGCACAACCUCGCUUCAAGCAGUUGGGGCCGAUGGAAGUCGCGGUUCUGCAUCGCAUAGCUAUGGCAGCCAUGGUUCUAGUCGCGAUGGUGCAUCGCAGCCACUUUUACAUGCACAGUCUGCGGCUAAAUAUCAGACGACUGAGACAGUGGAGGUGCCAUCGCGGGCCUUGUCGCCUAGGCAGCGACUCUUAGUGGGCCUGCUCUAUGGCUGCAUCAACUCCAUCAUCCUCAUCCCUGUUCUGAUCUCGUUUGCACAAAUCAUUUUCCGAGACCCGUACUAUAAGGAGAGCAUGCCCUAUCUCAUCAAGCUCGUCAUUUUAUCCUCCAGCAUCCAUCAAAUUAUUUUCACCACCUUCAGUACCCUGACUUUUGCCAUUGGCCAGGUGCAGGACGCAGGACUCAUCUUCCUCUCCAGCAUGGCCAGCGCCAUUGUGACUUAUGGCAAGCAGCAUGACCUCUCACACGCAGACGUCCUUGCCACAACUCUGUGUUGGUUGGCCAUCAGCACUGCCAGCCUGGGAGCGGCUCUCUUUGUAACUGGCCGCCUGAAGCUGGCAUCGCUGGUCCAAUACCUGCCAUUGGCUGUUAUUGCCGGCUAUCUCGCAUUUAUCGGCCUGUACUGUUUUGAAGCGGGCUUAUCGUUAAUGAGCGGCAAGCAGAUCUUGACCUUUCGCGAUUGGGGCGCACCCUUCAACCGUGACAGCAUGAUACUCAUUACGCCAGGCCUCCUCUUGGGCAUCGGUCUCAUCUUUGUGACCAAUCGCUUCCGUCAUUUUGCCGUGCUGCCGUGCUGCCUCUUGGCGAUUCCCGUCAUUUUUCACAUCAUCCUGGCUGCCAGCGGAACCUCUUUGGACGAAGCACGCGUUGCUUUUGGCGAGGGGUGGUUGGCCCCCUCCACGGGGUCGACGAAGUUCUGGGAGGUUUGGGAGCACUAUCAGUUUGGCAAAGUGCAUUGGGGGGUCGUACCCAAAUUGAUUCCAACUUGGAUUGCCAUGUAUUUCGUUGUGGCUUUUUCGAGCAGCUUGGAUGUGGCGGCCAUUCAGAUGGAGCUGGGCAGUCGUUUGGACUUUAACAAAGAACUCUGUACUGUCGGUAUCAGCAACCUGGUAUCUGGUCUGACGGGUGGCUUUACUGGCUCAUACAUUUUUAGUCAGACACUGUUCACCAUGCGAGCCAACGUCAACUCUCGGAUGGUCGGAGCUUUAGUGAUUGCGUUGGAAGUGGCCAUCUUCAUGGUCCCAGUUUCCAUUUUGGCCUUUGUCCCAAAAUUCUUCUUUGGAAGUGUUUUGACCUUUAUCGCCUUGGAGCUCAUGUUUAGCUGGCUAAUUCUCUCCUUCAAGCUGGUUCACGUCUCAGAGUACAUCAUUAUUUGGCUGACCUUCAUUGCCAUCCUCAUGACUAAUCUGGAGAUUGGCAUGGGUGUGGGUUGUGGCCUUUCCAUUCUCAAUUUCAUCUUCCAGUACGCGCAAACCAAGGUGUCGCACCAAGUCUAUCGCAGCAGCAAUGUGCAGCGUGACUUCCAGCAACGCUCUCUCUUGGCCAAGCAUCGAAGCCGCAUCAUCUCCUACAAACUCUCGGGCUACAUCUUCUUCGGAUCUUCUCUUUGUACGCUUACCGCGCCGAAACUUGGUUUUGAGCACGCAUCUCCUUCCGAGCAUGUUGAACGGCCAAACAAGAAAAAAACGCUCGGCUUGGGACUUUGA